AUGAAGCUUAUAUCUUGGAAUGUUAGAGGUAUUGGCAAGCCUGAGAAGAGGGGUAGAAUUAAAAAGCUCCUAAAAGAUAGGCACAUUGAUGUGGCAUUCUUUCAAGAAACAAAGAAGGUAAUAGUGUCAGAUUCUGUGGCUAGGGGGCUAUGGGGUAAUAGGAAUAUGGAGUUCUUGUCUGUGGACCCUGAAGGCUCAGCAGGUGGGCUCCUGUGCAUCUGGGAUCCUGGUGUGUUCCAAUUAUCUGGUAGCUGCUGUAACAGGAGGUUUAUUUUACUCUCAGGUACAUUGUAUAACUCUUUUCAUUGUGUUAUGCUUAACAUUUAUGCUCCUAAUGAGGUCAGCAACAAUUCCACUUUUUGGAAUGCUCUUCUCAACCUCAAGGUUUUCUUUCCUUUCCCUUGGUGCUUGGGAGGGGAUUUCAAUGAGAUUAGACAUAUGGGAGAGAGAGUUGGAUGUUCCCAGAGAGACAGGGGUAUGAAUGACCUCAAUGAGUUUAUAGAUGCCUGUGAACUGAACGACCUUCCUUUCUAUGGUAGAAAAUACACUUGGUGUAAUGCUCAGGAGGCUCAGAAAUGGAGCAGAGUUGAUAGGGUCUUACUUAGCCCUAAAUGGUUGAUUCACUUCAACAUGAAGCUUUGGGGUUUGCCUAGGCUCAUAUCAGAUUAUUGCCCUUUAUUGUUGAUGAAAGAUGACAGAUAUUAG
Messenger RNA from Camellia sinensis, 705 nucleotides. RefSeq lists its product as uncharacterized. The record is from RefSeq and is a predicted model, not a curated record. Gene Ontology annotation, molecular function: catalytic activity. Lineage: Eukaryota; Viridiplantae; Streptophyta; Magnoliopsida; Ericales; Theaceae.